UUUAAUUUCCGACGCGGUUAAGAAACUUAACGAGACAGGCGAUCUUAGAAACUUGUUCUCUAGUUUUGGAAAAAUCCUUCGGUCGUGUACAGAGAGACUCUCAUAGAUGAUUCGAGCACCACGGUAUCAUUCUCCUGAUUCUGAUUCUCCUCUCGCGGGAAGACGCGUUCGUCGCGCGUGGCAUGCGUGACGAGACGAGAUCGACCGAUCGCGAUGCUCGCGCGCGGAGCAACAACAGAAUACGCAGGUUGCUGCUGUCGGAGUAUCGGGAGUUCGCGUCCGAGACGAUUCUGGUCGAGUCGCCGUUCGCGGAAACCACCAGAAACGGAUGCGGACUCCGUCAGGUCACUCUGGCCCUCACGCCGACCAGGCUGAUCGUCGCCGCCGACAUUCUCCGAACGAAUCCCGACUUCUUCUGUCCGCCCGGUAUCGACGUCGGCAUCGAGAGCUUUGAACUCGUGUCCGUGUAUCCUCUGGAGUACGUGACGCUCAGCGUGUUCAGGAGACGUCGUCGCAGGACUCUAAAGGCAAGAUUUACCGACGGUCGCGCUAAUUAUUACGAACUCGGCGGCCCGCGUCGUAAGAUCUUCUGGAGAAUAUGGUGCGAACAAGUGCGGGGAUUGCUGGCCCGCCGAAUGGACGGUGGUAGCUCGUUGUCCGAAACGACGGCCGCGAGUUCGUCGAGCAGCAGCACGUUGUAUUUGUUGUCGUCGGAAAUCGAGAUUUAUCGCAAUCGCGACGCGAGACGCGGGAAACCGAUACUCAGAAUAUGGAAACACUACGGAGGCGCCGGCGAUUACGUCGCUCCUCCUUCGUGGACCGAGAAGGAUCUGUAUCUCGGUCCGACUUACAACGAGUUGAUGGACGGCCGUUACACGCCGGUCCCGGUGAGAUUCGCCGGGGGAAGUUUGCAGGACGUCAGGUACGAGCUGGAUGAUCGCACGCCGUCUUACAUCGCGCGCAAGAAAUCCUCCUGUCGCAGCUGGCCGUGCCGGAAGUACGACGGCCGGCCGGAAUUGCAACGCACCGGCGGACUCUGCGACGUGCUCUACAGAAGACACCUCAACGCGCAUCGACGGGACUACACGGCGAGCUACAGAAGUUCGCCCUGCAACAUUUGUCAGCUAGACGAGACCGUUGGCGUUAAUCUCAGAAAGCACAGCCGAUGUCGCGAGCAUAAGAAUACGUUCUCCGAAGAGGAGUUUGUAGAGCACGUGGAGAGGAAGUACGGAAAUCGCCAGGGAUCAAAAGCGUCGCCGACGUCGAAGAUAUCGCGUUUCGGUCUGGGCGUGCCGGAGAAGUGCGACUCCGAGUUGAUUCUGGGCCCGUAUCCCAAGGAUUCGAGCUACGGCGCUUCCGAGUUCGCGCACCGCUUCCUCGAUCCCCGCGAGUUGCUCGAGAGCGGAGUGACCGUUUGGGAAAAUCGUCGCAGGUCCUCGACGAGUCGUCGUAGGCAUCUGCGCAGAUACGCGCUCACCUCGGCGGCGCAUUUUCUUCACGCGCUCGGACCGUGGUCGGUCCAGCCCGGCGAACGCGAGUCCGUGCAGACGCUGCGAUCGCCGAGCGCGGUGAACAUUCGCCGACAACCAGCGGACGCGGAGCUGAAGCUUCCGGUGUCGCGCCGUCAGCUGACGGCCAGCGUUUCCUGCGCGGCUCUGACUUCCGCCGGUUCCAGCAUCGUCGGCACCGUCACGAGAGGACGGGUGAUACUUUUCUGGACGCCGGAAUAUUGGUACAGGCCCCAGGCAGCCGCGGUUGCUUACAGGUGA
Molecule: messenger RNA, 1769 nt
Organism: Pseudomyrmex gracilis
Lineage: Eukaryota; Metazoa; Arthropoda; Insecta; Hymenoptera; Formicidae
Exons: 4
Coding region: 183-1769 (528 amino acids)
Source: RefSeq, a predicted model, not a curated record